Polyodon spathula (Mississippi paddlefish) is the source of this 572-nucleotide messenger RNA. Its product is annotated as thimet oligopeptidase-like. Bases 125 to 535 code for a protein of 136 amino acids. NCBI's taxonomy places the organism in Eukaryota, Metazoa, Chordata, Actinopteri, Acipenseriformes, Polyodontidae. The transcript is spliced from 5 exons. Gene Ontology annotation, molecular function: metalloendopeptidase activity. The record is from RefSeq and is a predicted model, not a curated record. Gene Ontology annotation, biological process: proteolysis.
ACCAAUCCGAGAGCAGGUCUAGUGUGUAUUGCAGAGUUGCAGUAAGGCAGACAAUUGUCGUUCAGUUGGUGAAAAUUCCUUGUGUGAGAAUUAGUUGUGUCAAGAUUUGUGUAACAGCUCUGUCAUGGCACCGACAGAGAGGGGAAGUAUGGCCACGCAGCUUGCUUUGGGCUCCAGCCGGGCUGUCUGCUCCCAGACGGGACCCAGCAGAUGGCAGUGGCCGCCAUGGUGGCCAAUUUCUCCAAGCCGACCGUGGAUACACCGCCUCUGCUCAGACCUACUUCCACGAGUUCGGCCACGUCAUGCACCAGCUCUGCGCAGAGAUCUCUUCAACUUGCGUCAGAUCGUGUUGGCGAAGGUGGACCAUGCUCUGCACACCAAGCCUGACUCUGACCCAGCCAAGGAGUACGCCCGGCUCUGCAAAGAAAUCCUGGGGGUGCCGGCUUCGCCAGGAACGCGCAUGCCGGCCACGUUUGGUCACCUGGCCGGGGGGGUGGGGCUAGACUACAGGAACUGCAUCCUGAAGCCGGCAUGAUCUCUGGACACAGAGGUCAUGGUGAAGAACUUCCUGG